Molecule: messenger RNA, 1120 nt
Organism: Melopsittacus undulatus (budgerigar)
Lineage: Eukaryota; Metazoa; Chordata; Aves; Psittaciformes; Psittaculidae
Gene: DOHH
Product: deoxyhypusine hydroxylase
Biological process (GO): peptidyl-hypusine biosynthetic process
Molecular function (GO): deoxyhypusine monooxygenase activity
Source: RefSeq, a predicted model, not a curated record
UCACUUCUCCCCGUGUGCAGGACCGUGACCGGAGCCCCGCUCCCCUCCGGUGUGAUGGUGAUGGAGGAGGAUGGAACGCCGUGGGCCGGGCCCUGGUGGACACCGGCCCGAUCCGCUGCCGCCCCGUUCCGGGCCCUCUUCACUCUGCGCACCUGGGCGCCCCGCGGCCGUGGCCUGGAUCGGCAGAGCCUUCGGGACGGCUCUGCGCUGCUGAAGCACGAGCUGGCCUAUUGCCUGGGGCAGAUGCAGGAUGAAGCGGCCAUCCCAGUGCUUGUCCGUGUGCUGCAGGACACCAGCCAGGAGCCCAUGGUCAGGCACGAGGCCGGUGAAGCCCUGGGUGCUAUUGGGAAUCCUGAUGUGCUGGAUAUCCUGAAACACUAUUCAGAGGAUCCCGUGGUUGAGGUGGCUGAGACAUGUCAGUUGGCAGUGAGGAGACUGGAGUGGCUGCAGGAGAACAAGCAGGAUCUAGGCAGCAGCCCCUACCUGUCCGUGGAUCGCCCCCCUGCAGAGGAGACGGAUGUCACCAAGCUCCGUGAGACCCUGCGCGAGUCCCGGCCGCUGUUCGACCGCUACAGAGCCAUGUUUUGCCCUGGCGGAACGUGGGGGGUCGUGCUGCUGUGGCUGGCACUGGCGGAUGGACUGCGCUGUGGCUCCUGCUUGUUCCGUCACGAGAUCGGUUACGUGCUGGGCCAGAUGCAGGGACAGGCCUGUGUCCCACAGCUGACGGCUGCUCUGUGCAGCCUCACCGAGAUCCCCAUGGUGCGGCACGAGUGUGCCGAGGCCCUGGGCUCCAUAGCCCACCCCUCCUGCCUGCAGGACCCUGCGCAACCUUCGCCUGUGACCCCGGAGCGUGUGGUUGCAGAGAGCUGCGAGGUGGCCCUGGACAUGUUCGCGUACCAGCGAGCGGGGCAGUUCCAGUAUGCUGAUGGGCUCUGCAGGCUGCAGGCCUCGGCCUGAGCCCUGGCUCUGGGAGGCACAGCACGGGCUUGCUGCUUUUCUUCCCACCCCAGCGGCACUGUCAUGGCCCCUUCCAUAGAUGUGGAUCCAUGCCUUGCUGCAGCAGUGGAGGACAAACUGGAUUCACUCUCUGGCACAAAUACAGCUGCAUUCUCCCUCCAAA